CUGAAGCUGAAGGAGCUGCAGAGUUUGGCCAUUCCUCUCUGCCCGGUUUAAACCGGCCGUCCUCAGGUAGUCGGCGGAAUAUCAGUGUCCUGGGAGCGAUAUAUAAAGCAAUGUAUAUAAAGUGGUUUAUUGGCCUAUAAUGUAAAAUAUCUUCACCAUGGAAGAAUCUUCAUCUGGGAGGAACACUGCAAAUAUCCAUCCAUUUGGGAAGGAGGAAGAUGACUCGUUAGAAAGACUGUUUGUAUUCUUUUGUGAUCAGUUGCGGCAGGGGAACUGGGCCUUGGCACAAGCAUGUAUGCCCCAAUUAAGGCAAUGGCAAGCUGGUGCAGAACAAGUGAAGGAAAUCCUUCAGGCAAUUGUUGUCUGUCCAUAUAAGCUAAGGUGGGAGACGAUAUCUAGCCCUCAUCGACUUGCCUGGCUGUGGCUACUGGAGCUAGAGCGUUGGUGGUCACAUGAUCAGAUAUCACUUCCGUCAAAUGUCAGAAGAGAGAUUGAAUUCUUUUUGCUUCUGGAACAGCUACAGCCACAGCUCUCACAAGAUGUCCUAAAGGAACUAAACAGUAUAUUUUUUAAAUGUCAUAAUCCUGGUAUGGCGAUUGAGAAACAAGAGGACUUCAGCACCUAUACACUAAGUCCUGAGGCAUUUUCUUCUUUGUGGAAACUUUUAUCCAGUAACCCUCAACUUGUGAAGGCCUUGGUUUCUUAUUUGAUGGUUGAAAGCACUGAAAAUUCUGCUGUGGAACACAACCAUAGGCUACAGAAACUAUUCAUUGACUUUCUGCAGAAUGCUCUAUGUACACUAAAGGAAGCACACAAAGGAAAUGCCAAAAAUGAAUCUGUCAUGGAUGUGUACGAGUCAACAAAAAAACAAAUCUAUUCAGUUGUUUCUGUGCUUAUGUUUGAUGCGGAAAGGGAGGCCUAUGAAAUCCAGCAGUUAUGUGAGGAGCUAUAUGAUGCUUGCUGUGCCACAGAAUAUGGACUGAGUGAGGAGCAAUUACUUGGUUUCAUGCUUAGAAAAUCAAACCAAACUCUGAUCAAUUUGUACAGUACUGUAUCCAUCAAGAAGAGUAAAGAGAAGCUGAUAGCACAAAUCUCAUCUGAUAGAGUUUCUCUUGGAUUAUCAGAGGCUGAAAAAGUUAUGUUAGCAUCAUUUGCAGAUGCUGAGGAACCUCCUUCUUGGAAGGCAGCCUACUUCUACAGCAUGAGCACCAAUAAGCACUUUGUGGAACAGGUUCUGGCUACUGCUUUACAAUUAAUAAAGCGGGAGGAUUACAGCACUUUAAGCAAAUUAACGAAGAAAACAUUCAAGCCCCUUUCACGACUCAUGGUGUUGCUGGGGUGGACUCACUGCCAAAGUCUAGAAUCAGCUCAGAAUCUACUACGUACGCUCCAUCAAAACAAGGAACAAUGUUGUGAUGCGGUGCUCCAAGACUUCUGUGGUGGGUUGUCUUCUCAUAUUGAGGUUCUUGAGUGGUGUUUGAAAUGGAACAGGAACAGCAUUCCUGAAAAGGAUUUCAUUCGCCAUUUGCACAGUCUGGACUGCCACUCUGCUUUGUAUAGUUUGCAUCACCUUACAAACCUGCCUGCACUGAAAGUGGACGAUGUCAUUGACCUCCUUCAGAAACAAUCUGCUAAUGGAAAUGGUGCAAGAUCUCAAAACGUGACUCAGCGUCGAAAUGUGACAUUGUACCAAGCGUUGUGUGUCCUUAAAUAUGCCAUAUAUGCAAUCUGCAUAAAUGCACAUCAGCCAUCUUUGUGUAAGGACUGCCCAUAUUCGUCAUUGGAUGCAGCUGUUAAAGAUGUUGCGCUUGAAACUGAGCAUGCAUGUAGUCAAGGUUGUUCUUCAGUUUUCAAGUUUUAUUUAUCCAGGUGUCAGGAGUUUCUACAUGUGAUCCCUGCUCCUUUGCGAUUAGAGGUGUUGGAGAAUAUCUUCUCUUUAUUGUUUUUGUCCUACAAUGAUCUCUAUGGGGAUAAAGCAGGACAUGAAGGACAAUUUUGCCUUGAUGAAGAAGGAGACACUGAACAAAUACAAGCAGGAGUGGGCUUUGAAACAAUUGUAGAUAAUUUGGAAUCCACAAUGGAAGUUGUGGAUAAUAUUGUUGUGCAUUGUGAGCACUCAAGCACUGGGCUGGAUGAAAAGAUCACACAGAAGACCGCAAGAGUUCUUCAUAAUGGUUGCAUGCAGAAGCUGAAGGUCACAAACUUUACAUACGCACCUGCGGAAAAUGAUCCAAGAGAACAGCUGGAAUAUCUGAAUCUGAAGCAUUUUACAAUGAGUGUAAAUCGUGGGAAUGACUUUUUAGUGAAUGCAGUGACGAUGAACAUAUUUCUGGAUAUGAUAAAGGAUCAUUUGGAGGCACUAAAAUGCCAAAUUCCUUGGACACCUGGGAAUGUACCUAAAGAAGAUGUGCAGUUAAUGGAGUGCCUGAACUGUUCAAUUAGUGCAGAAUCUUUUGACAAUCGAUUAGCACAACUUUCCAGGUAUAUCUCUGAAGCCCAAUGGAGGUACAAAGUAGUGACAAGUAAUAAAACAACUGAAGGCGACUUGCCUUGCUUCACUAAAAAUCACCGGCCACUGGCAAAGUAUUCUACACUAAAGAGGCAAAGCAGAAUACGAAGAAAAAGGAUGGAGCAUCGAACAAGUUCGCACUUAACAGUGGAGAGUGUGAGUGGAGAUUUAAGUACAAGCACCUCAGAUGGAAGUAUGGUACAUUUUGCUGUAACAAACGAACAGGAAUUUAAGCCUCAAGUUCGACGGCAUAAUCUUCUACUUCCCAUGAUGUUGGCUCCACCAGAAUCUCUUCUGAUUUCCUGCAUCCUGAGAGGAAACUUUGCUCAAGCACAUCAGGUGGUAUUAAUGUUUGAUUUGCAGUCAUCUUACUGCUAUGGUGAACUGAUGUUUAUGGAACGAUAUCAGCAGGUGAUCAAUGAACUUGCCAAAGUGGAACAGAAAAUGGAGAACAAAGGCAUAGACAAUACCAGUCACAAAUUAAGUGUUGGAAGAUUCACACUUCAAGCAAUUGGUGAUGCAGCAGCAGCAGGUAUGGUAUUUUAUUCCAUUUCUGAUGUCGUUGAGAAGCUGAUUAAUUCAUCUGAGGUUGCCAACUCAGCAUUGCAGGAGGACUUCUGGAAGAGUAAAGUAAAAACUGAGCCGACCAAUCCUCUGCAUGAGAUUCUAGAGGAUCUCAGUGGACCUGCUAUGGCUAUAUUUGACCUUGCUUGUACCCAGUGCCAAUUGUGGAAAACCUGUAAACAACUCCUAGAAACUGCAGAAAGGAGGCUUAUGGCUACUUUUGAGUCAAAAGGUAGAAAGAUCAAUUGUGUUCGUCAUAAUCCAGAUGGGAUCCAGGGUUUUCCUGCAGUUCUUCAGCGAAUGAGCAAAAUCCUGAACUAUUCUCUCAGCUCACACGGACAAGUCAAAGCCAAACCUGCUGAGGACAGAGUUGGCAGCCACCUGAACUGCAGUUUGAUAGAGCUCCUACUAGCAUGUUACCCUGCACUCUCUGAGGAUUGUGUCACUUUACAGCUCAACUUAUCAGAGUGCCUGGAACAGAUCACACAGAAACUUCAAACAGCAAUGAAGUCUCCUGAUCUAAAAGGAAGUAUACUCAAUUGCUUGGAACAAACAAGUUCUCGAUCUCAAGAUCCAGAAGGUCACACCAUCCAAAACCUUAUGAAGCAACUACUGAAAAACCUAGAUCAGCACAUUCGAGAUGUGAUAGAUAAAGACCAGACAAGAGCAGACUAUGUGCGAAGCAUAUUUGACUACAUUAACACAUUUUCAGCUGUGCUCGUUCGAAGUAUGAAUCGAGAUAUGGAUCAAUUUGCAGAAGUCAAAGUAGGAAAUUCCUUUAUAAUCCUGCAACAGACCCCAUCACAACUUUUUGCUCAUUUACUUUUCGAGAAACCAACUUCACCUGAUCGGUUAUUCAUGUUGCUGCAGAAGGAAGAAUUGAACUUGAGUGUACAACAAAUUAUUAUUAGGUGCUGCUGUGAGCAUCUUCCCCUUUGGAAAACCAGGAGAUUCAGCCAUUGUCCUACCUUCCUCAAAGAAGUGACUGAACUGAUUAAAGGACAGUCAGAGCACUGCCUUCCUGAUUUGGGAAUCAUCUUUCCAAGUUCAUUCCAUCUUACAGAAGAAAAUUUAAAAGAUGAUUCUUCAGAUUCUUCCUUGGGACCGUAUUCUCUUCUUCCAUCUGCACUAAAUUUCAUCAAGUCUCGUUCAAAGUUGCUCGCAGUUCUUGUCUGUUUAACAGCAACAGAAGGUCAAAGAGCGCUUAAGCACAGUCUGUCAUGGAAGAAUCGCUUGAGUGGUCGCACAGAGGCACCCCUUGACAUGGAACAGAUCUCCAAGGAGUGUGAACAGUUAAUGAAGGAAUUUCCAAUCCUUGAGCACUUUCUUUAUACAAUGGCCGAACCUUUACGUGGAACCCAUGAAGAAGCUGCCAGUCUUCAGGAUUCUCUGUGUGGUAACCCGUGCACUACCCUUUUGUUAGCGGGCCUUCAUUCUGAGAUAGCUGUAAGCACACUCACUGAAAUCUUCAGGCAAGUCUUGUGUGAUGGUCACUGGCUCAAAGCAUUGAAAAUUCUUGACCUGUAUGGUGAUGAAAAUGAAGAGUUUGAGAAGUUGAAGGAUGUCCUGCUCAGCUUUGCAGUUGUGGGAGAGCAAGAAGGUUGGAAAUAUCUGUUCCGCAUGAAAAAUGCAAUGCUAAGAGCUCAGCUUGUUCUCCACUGCUCAGAGAAGUGGCCACUUGGUGCUUGUCUUGACGUUCUGUUGUACUGUUUAAGUGACCCCAGUACAGAUGAAAGCGAAAUUAAGUCCAAUCUAUGCAAAAAGAAGGAAGAACUUCAGGUUUAUGAGAAGAUCCUUAACUUGGGAUCUCCAGUACCUUGGUCUGGCUGGCAGGAGCUACGGAUUGAAUCCAGUCAGAAUCCACAGGCUGUGAUGGACAUCAUUUUGCAGUCUGGGGAGUUUGAGCUUUGUGAGGCUUGGGUCCAGCUGCAUCCUGUGUCAGUGGACUUUAUAAUGAAGCUCAGGCGUGAAUAUCUCCUUCACUUACUUGAGAAAGGAGAUGGAGAGCGAGCAUUCCAGCUUCUGCAGGGAAUCCAUGAUUCUGAUACGUGCCAAGCUGUAUGCGAGCAGGCUCUGGAUCAGCAUCCGGGGCUAGCUGCUUGUCACUUUCUGGCCAAUUACCUUACCAUGCACUUUCACAAGAGUCUAUCUGCUGCACGCCAUCAUGAAAUUCAAUCCAUGCGCAUUGGAUCAAAGCUUUUACUAACUCUACCAGAUUCAGCACGUGAUAUCUAUUCACAUCUGUCAUCAAACCCAUUGCUGAUGUUGGAGCAGCUACUAAUGAAUAUGAAAGUGGAUUGGGCAUCAGUGGCUGUCCACACACUUCAUCAACUGCUUAUGGGGCAAGAAGCUGGUUUGGCCAUUGAAGACAUAGAUUGCCUUCUUUCUAAAUAUGCAGCCAAGGCUCUUGAAGUUCCCUUUGCAGUGCGUGAGAAAGCACGAUCAGAUUCUGUAAUCAAUCUCCAAGAUUUGCUCACGCAGAGUGCAGGACCAGAUAAUUUUCCAACAUCAUCAAAUCUUGAGAGAACGUCAAGCAUAUGUUCUGGUAACUCCUCUCUCCAAGGACCAGUUACCCCUCGAGAAGGAUCUCUUCGAACGUCAAAAUCAAUUAGUGAAUUUCUUCCUCCAGAAAACCCACCUGCUAAGAAAGACUGGAUCCCCGAUGAUAAGGCAUUGUUUUGCAUGGUCUGUGAGAAAGAAAGGUUCACCAUGUUCAAUCGACGGCAUCACUGCAGGCGUUGUGGGCGAGUUGUUUGCCAGUCCUGUUCUACAAACAAAAUGGUUGUUGAAAAGUGCAGAGAGAACCCAGCACGAGUUUGUGACCAAUGUUACAGCUAUUAUCAUGGGAAUGAAAAUGUACAACUAGAUCCAGGUGAAGAUCCCAUAAAUUGUGGUGAUAGUGAUUUGGAUCUUGCUGUAGCACUACAGAUGCCGCGACAGUCAGAAGUACAUUGGAACCUGACUCUGAAUGAAGAAGACAAUGAAAAUGAGCGUAGUGAGUUUUUCUAUGAGCAGGCUCCAAGUGCUUCCUUGUGUAUUGCCAUCCUGAACCUGCACAGUAAUAGUAUGGAGUGUGGCCAUCAGUUGAUAGAUCACUGCAGCAGACUGUCUCGCGCAUUGACAAAUCCAGAAGUGGAUGCUUGCCUUUUAAUAGAUAUCAUAAAGCAACUUCUUUUCAGUGCUAAAAUGAUGUUUGUGAAAGCAGGCAGGAGCCAAGAUCUGGCGCUUUGCGACAGCUAUAUCAGUAAAGUGGAUGUAGUGAAGAUUUUAGUUGCUGCUAACUACCAGGAUGUGCCUUCUCUUGAACAAAUCCUUAAGCCUGCAGCCAUCACAAGACUGAGAAAUAAACUUUUGGAAACUGAAUACUAUGCACUGGCUGUUGAGGUCUCUACUAAGGGUCUUCUGGACCCGAGUGGAGUCUGGCAUGCUUGGGGGUUAGCCUGCCUCAAAGUGGGAAACCUGUCUGCAUCUCGGGAGAAAUUCAGUCGCUGCUUAAAGCCACCAUUUGACCGAAAUCAACUAUCUCUUGGUCCUCCACUUUUGCAAGAAAUAGUGCAGCACCUGGAAACGUCUGUCAAACCAGUCUCGCCAGUGCAGGAUGAUGACAUUCUUGCCUCACUGAGAGAAUUGGAGACGGUUCUGAAGGGUGACAGUACGGGUUUUGAAGUCACAGGAGAUGGAAAGAUCAAACAAAAGGUCUUUUACCAAGAGUGCUUGUACUACUUGCAAACAUAUGGCACUAAUUUGGCCAUUAUUAGUUUUUAUAUGAGACACAACUGCAUGAGAGAAGCUUUGCAGCACCUGCUAGAUAAGGCUUGCCCUGAAGAGGUGUUCAUGCAAGGGAUUUUCAAACCAAGUUACGAAAGUGGCAGACUGCAUGCUUUGGAAAACUUAAUGGAACACAUGGAUCCAAGCCUGGAAAAAUGGAGUUGCUAUUUGAUUGCAUCUUGCAAACAUUUACAAAUGAGGGGUUUUUUCAACAUUCUGUAUGAUCUGCAGCAAUUUAUGAAGGACCAUAUGCGAGCAGCCAUGACGUGCAUCAGGUUUUUCAGCCACAAAGCAGACUCCUAUAGGGAACUCGGAGCCAAUCAAGGUUGGCUGACCGAAGCCAAAGGUCAUCUGAAAACAUACUUGCAGGAAGUGUCCCAACGCAGUUCGUCGAGAAAGAAAAUUACCAGUUCUUUUCGCAAGCAAAUGUCAGCGGCAGAUGUGUCAAGGUACAUGAAUACAAUUGAGCUGCAGAUUGAAGUAACCAAAUUCUUGCAUCGUUGUGAAAACUCGGGGAUUUCAAAGAGUUGUGGACCCCCUGCCAGUCUCUUUGGGAAUACUAAAAUGAAGAUGGAAGUUGCUUGCAAGGUUCUCCUUGGUGGCAAAAAUAUUGAAGAAGGCUUUGGAAUAUCUUUCAGAGUUAUUCAGGCCUUUCAGUUGGAUGCUGCUGCUGUAUAUGACAAAACUGCAAAACAUUUACUGCAAAAUCGCAAAUUCUGUCAAAUCAGACAGUUACUGAAAUGUGUCAGUGAAUCGGGAGUGGCUAGUGGCGAUGACACUGAUAACCUCCUUGUCCGAUUUAUUGAAGGCGGUGAUGAACACCUUUCACAGUCAAAAGACCUAGAGAAACUGAUUCUUGAAAUGAAGAAAGAUGAAAAUAAGAUUAAAGCCUUCCUGUUGUGUGGUAAAUAUCGCUCUGCCUACUUGGUAGCUGUGAAGCUUGAACACGUGCAGGCAGUGCAGAGUGUGCAGGAAGUGCUGGAGGCUGCUGAAAGAGCUGAGGAUGAACUCAUCCCGAAAAUUUGUAGGGACUGGCUGAAGUCACACCAACUUAAGACUGUACAACAAAAAACCCACCGCAAGUAAACUUGGAGAAUCAUGAGGGCAAAAAGAAUUGUAAUUGCUACCUCAAAAACAUUUGCCAUGAAAUAUUCGAUUUAAGAACAAAAAAGGGAGAGAAGGAAAUCUCAAAAAUUCUGUAAUAGAUAUUGUACUAUCGUUUUGAAAUGUGACCUGAAGAAAGCUUUACUUUUUAAAAUUCAAAUAGAAAAAGCAAUUGCUAAGUCUUUUCUACCUCUCCCCAUGUGCAGCAUUCUGAGUUUGGAUGUAUUUCAAGUUAACUGGUUGGGUAAGUCAUAAGGCUUCUGUGAGACAAGAGUUGAGUACACAGCUGAUUGGAGAAUGUCACUGUAAAUAACUGGCUAGGUGUUGGCAGGGUUCUUUAAAAUAGUGGAGGUUACUAACACAUUAACUUGGGGGCCAAGUUAAUUAUAAUUUCAUGUUUUGUGGUUGUGGUCAAUGUUGCAAAGACUCAACUCUGUUUGGUUUGACUUAUCCAGUUACACUGAUUUAACCAGUUCAUUUUCACAGAAAACCUGAUGCUGCUGUACAAUUACCAAUGUGAUUUGAUAUAUUUCUUUGAAACCCGAGCUUCGAAGUGGAACAAUACAUGCCACACUUCAUCUUUGCAUUUGCUAAAGUCACUUUUUGGAGUGUGAGCACCAUCUCCUUCAAGUUGUUGAGCAAAAGUUUAUAAAUGUCAGCAUCACAGUCAGCGAAAUGUUUCACUGAUGAAGUUUCAUGAUAUCCACUGUUGUCAGUCAGCAGCUUGUGAAUUCCACUUGCACCUUUAGAUAAAACACAAAGGUGUUCAAAUAAAAGCAAGAUUUUCCUCCCCUUUUUAUGCUGUUUUCCUCUGCUUAAUUUCUUAAGGUAUCGACUUUUCACUGUGUACUGUUCCAUGGUGCCUGCGAAACACUAUCUCAUGCUGAUACCCCAUAUCUGACCUGAGCUGUUGAAUGUCAGCUGACUGUACCAUUAUGGUCUCAGCGCAGCCUGAUGUUGUCUUCCCAAACUCUCCCCACAGCAAACGAUGGUCGAGUCACUAAGUAGUGGAAACCCUUGGCCUUUUCCUGACAAUGCUUCAACUCAGUGAUCUUGUGAAGUUAACUGUAGAACAUCUGCCAUCCCAGUCUACCAAGGCUUAAAUCAGCACAAACAUGAGUUUUUUUGUUCACACAGAAAGUACCACUUUGCUACGCAAUGUCAAAUGGAUUUUGAGGCUAAGUUGUUUUCAUAGUCAAAGUUGGGUUUUUUUUUGUAUAUAAUUUGCAGAUAGAGAAAAUUCAGUGGCGACAGAGAAAAUUCAAUGGUAAUGAAGCUGUUAAUUUGAAAAUAGUUUGUCACUUUUGAGAUUCAAUUUGAAAGACCAGGACAUCUUUCUGUUUUAAGUUAAAGUACCUACUUGUGUUAGAUUCAAGUACAAAAACAUAACAUACAUCAGAUCAAAAGGUAUAUAUUUUUAAGUAGUAAGUACAGUUUUUCUAUUUCUAACUUCCCAUUCAGUAGUACUUGGAUAAAUGAUGGCAUGGCAACUAUUUGUGUGAUAUUCAUCAUGAAAUAUCAUUAUGCAAACUUCAUUUUGUCAAGCUGCACUUUUGCAGAUCAUCACCAACUCACAGCUGAACACUGCGAUAGUCCAGGCAGAUCCCAAAGACUUGCUAGAUGAAGAUGUGUCUUGUUUAUCCCUCCCUGGAGUUGGAGGUAAUUUGAGUAUACUUAAAAAAAAGGUCACCUCGGCCUCCCUUAAUUGUUCAGAUUCAAUCGUGACGGUUUGGUGCUGUACUUACAAUACUGAAUAUGCUGACUUUACACAUCAGUGGAGACAUUUUGUAAACUUUUCACCAAAUUUUCAGCGUCUUUGCUAAACUCUGAAUGUCUAAUGACUUUUGAUAUUCUAAAUUAAUUACUGAUUGAAAAUGAUAGUUUGCCUGCACAAAUACUGUAACAUAAUGUUGCAGCCAACUUGAAUUAAUGCAACACAUCUAUUGGAAAUAAUACCUUAACUAGUCAGAAAAAAACCCUGCUCUUCUGAAUUGAUAGAAUGACUAUGUAACAUCGAUAUCCUUUCCAUCUGAUAUUU
Hemiscyllium ocellatum (epaulette shark) is the source of this 9983-nucleotide messenger RNA. RefSeq names its product zinc finger, FYVE domain containing 26 (gene zfyve26). Bases 158 to 7927 code for a protein of 2589 amino acids. NCBI's taxonomy places the organism in Eukaryota, Metazoa, Chordata, Chondrichthyes, Orectolobiformes, Hemiscylliidae. Gene Ontology annotation, molecular function: metal ion binding; phosphatidylinositol-3-phosphate binding. The transcript has 42 exons. Gene Ontology annotation, cellular component: centrosome; midbody; lysosomal membrane. The record is from RefSeq and is a predicted model, not a curated record. Gene Ontology annotation, biological process: double-strand break repair via homologous recombination; regulation of cytokinesis; mitotic cytokinesis.